This is a messenger RNA of Jatropha curcas, 621 nucleotides long. NCBI's taxonomy places the organism in Eukaryota, Viridiplantae, Streptophyta, Magnoliopsida, Malpighiales, Euphorbiaceae. The record is from RefSeq and is a predicted model, not a curated record.
AUGGACUAUUCUCUAGACAAGUUAGCAGAAAUUUAUGUUAGAGAAAUAGUUAGACUACAUGGAGUUCCAUCAUCCAUUAUAUCUGAUCGUGAUCUAAGGUUUACAUCGAAGUUCUGGGGUAAAUUGCAGGAAGCAUUAGGAACAAAACUGCAUUUCAGCACUGCAUUUCAUCCUCAGACAGAAUGCCAGUCAGAGAGACUAACAGUACCAGACCAGUAUCGGAAGACCAGUAUCGGAAUGCCUCCAUAUGAAGCUUUAUAUGGUAGAAAAUGUAGGACACCUCUAUGUUGGGAUGAAGUUGGUGAAAGGUUAUCCUUACGCACAGACCUCGAUAAGAUCAUUAAUGAUUUCCAUGUUUCUAUAGCUUCGGGCGCAUAUAGAUCGGACCCUCACAUAUAUUUGCCUUUAGAAUCAAUUGAAGUUAAUCGAGACGUCACAUAUGAUGAAGAACCAGUGGCUAUCCUAGCUAAGGAUAUCCUAGCUAAGGAAAUUAAGCAACUUCGGAAUAAACAGAUUCCCCUAGUUAAGGUGUUAUGGCGAAGCCACUCCAGAGAAGAGGCUACUUGGGAACGUGAAGAAGAUAUCAGAAGACAACAUCCACAAUUAUUCAGAGAUCUAUAA